Molecule: messenger RNA, 1981 nt
Organism: Humulus lupulus (European hop)
Lineage: Eukaryota; Viridiplantae; Streptophyta; Magnoliopsida; Rosales; Cannabaceae
Exons: 4
Coding region: 181-1845 (554 amino acids)
Source: RefSeq, a predicted model, not a curated record
AUCUCGACUUCUUGUCCCUGUACACUCCACACUCACGGGGGCAACUGUCCAAAUCCGAAAAUUAGUUCAGGCUUCGCGUCAAAGCAAAAACUACCGACCUGAUCCUUUUCAUGGGUUUCUUUACGAAAUCAACCAAAACCAAUCUCUCCAACCCUCCAUCUCUUCCCUUUUCUACAUUGUAUGUGCGCAACGCGUCCACGCGCCGCCGUGCCUGCCCCUCUAAGACAGACUCGUAAGUAUAGAGAUUGGCCUGGCCUGGCCUUGGCGUCUUCCAUGGAUUUUUUCGGCUCGGAGCGGUUGUUUCUUCUUCUCGUAGUUGUUUCGGAGAUGUUCGUACUCAAUAUGGGGGUGUAUGUGCCUCCGGGCUCAGAGAAUUCGUACGUGUCAGCCAUUGGAGACCCAGGAAUGAAGAGCCCAAAUGUCAGAGUUGGCUUAGAAGCUUGGAACUUCUGCAACGAAGUUGGAGCUGAAGCUCCUGGUAUGGGUAGCCCUCGAAUGGCUGACUGCGCUGAUUUGAAUUGCUAUUCUACCAGUGCUGAUCAUUUGGAUAUCACCAAUCUGAAGAAUGGACGUAAGUGUCAAAUGCAAAGAAGAGUAUAUGAAUCAGACAACAAGUUAAAAGCAGGUGAUGAGUUUCCUGCAACGAGUUUCAGUCCAUAUGCGGACCCCGACUUGUAUGCAGUAGAAAAGGAACUUUAUCUUGGUUCGCUUUGUGAGGUUCGUGACUCCCAAGAUCCAUGGCAAUUUUGGAUGAUUAUGCUAAAAAAUGGAAACUUUGACAAGAAUACUACUCUUUGUCCGGAAAAUGGUAGAAAGGUCAGCAAAAUCACAACUGGCAGAAAUUUUCCUUGUUUUGGAAAAGGGUGUAUGAAUCAACCACUUAUUUAUCAUAAUUACUCGAGGUUGUUUUAUUCCCGGAUGCAACCAUUGUUCUUAAGUGGGAAGUUUUUUGGAACUUAUGACCUUGACGCGGACUUGAGCAAAGGUGUGGGGAACAAUUCCUACUUUUCAGUAUCAUGGGAAAAGAACUUGACCUCAGGAAGUUGGAUUUUCUCCCAUAAAUUGACAACAUCUCAAAAGUAUCCUUGGCUUAUGUUAUACCUGCGUGCAGAUGCUACCAAAGGAUUUAAUGGAGGUUAUCAUUAUAAUAGUCGUGGUAUCAUGAAAAAGUUGCCAGUCUCUCCAAAUUUUAAAGUAAGAGUAACACUCAAUGUUAUACGUGGAGGAGGAUCCAACAGUCAGUUUUAUCUCCUUGACAUAGGAAGUUGUUGGAAGAACAAUGGAGAACCAUGUGAUGGAGAUGUUCUUACGGAUGUGACUAGAUACAGCGAAAUGAUCAUAAAUCCAGUGACCACAAGCUGGUGCCGUGCUGAUAACCUCAUCUCCUGUCCUCCCUACCAUGUUACUGUUUCUGGUGAGAAGAUAUACAGAAAUGACACGUCACGGUUUCCAUACUCUGCUUAUCAUCUAUACUGCAGCCCAGGGAAUGGGGAAUAUCUGGAGGCACCAUAUGAUAUCUGUGACCCUUAUAGCAAUCCACAAGCGCAGGAACUGGUACAGAUUAUUCCACACCCUGAAUGGGCUGUCCAUGGCUAUCCUGAAAAGCAAGGUGAUGGGUGGAUUGGAGACUCUAGAACUUGGGAGCUUGACGUCGGAGGCCUUUCUAGUCGUUUGUAUUUCUACCAGGAUCCAGGAACAGAACCAGCAAAGCGAGUUUGGUCUUCUCUCAAUGUUGGAACAGAAAUCUAUGUUAGUCGUAAUGGAGAGACAGCCGAAUGGACUGUAAGUGAUUUUGAUGUAUUGGUUCCGCAAGACAUUGAUGAUAAUGGUUCUAGCUCCGGUUAAUUCUUAUUCGUAUUUUCCACACAGCGGCUUUAGUUGCUGUUGUUGAAGUACUUUUUUAACCGAACAAAGACUUGGCCAUAUAAAUGUGGUAAUGUAAUAUAUGUAUAAAUAAUAAUAAUAAAAUAAGUUUUAUUAA